AUGAAGAAUGAGUAAUCUAUAUUUAAGUUAUUUUUGACAAUGGAGUUACCUAAAUAACUUAAUAAUAAUAAAGAACUUGGUGCUUAUCGAUAUGUGAUUGAUAUUUAAGAUUAAUCGAAAACAUUUAAUUCAGCAUCAACUUAAAGCAUUUUAUUUUUCUUAAAGUAAAAUUAAUCAUCAUAUAAAUAUUAAUAGUGAAAUAGAAAACGAUACAAAUUUAACAGUAAAGUUGAUCUCAGAAAAAACAAAUAAAAUUUUAGGGACUUUAACAAUAUUGAUUCCAUUAGCAAUUAAUUAUGAACCAGAAUUGACUCUAACAGAAUCAUUUUAAUUUGAAAAUGAAAAUAAAAUAAAUGGUUCCUACACACUUUAUUUAAUUAAUACUCCAUUAUUUAAAUAGAAAGGUUCAACUGAUACAUCAAUAUAAAAAAAUAACUCAGUUAUAUAAACAUAAGGAUUAAAGAAAUAGAUUUCAAAGUCUCCAUAAUCUAAAUUAUCUUAAUAAACUUAUUUAGAGAAAAUAAAUAAAGAAGUUAGUUAAAUAUUAAAUAAGCAUCAUCAUUCUCUAAGUUAAAAAAAAGAUAAAACAAUUGAUACUGGUAUUGUUGAUGAAUCUCCAAGUAGAAUAAGUGAUAGAGUAUAGGUGAGUAGAUCUGGAACAAUAGUAUAAUCUGAGAUCAGUCCAUCAUAAGUAAGGAAAUAUGUUAUGGAAGAAUCUCCUUCUAAAUUAAAUAGCAGUUUCAAUAAAGAUAAAGAAAUUAAUCAUAGACAUCAUUAAGAUUUAAGUUGCUUAUAUUAUUUAGAUUAAGCAACUUUAACUAAUCAAAUUUAAAUAGAGAAUGAAAACUUAAAAGAGACAAUUAUUUUAUUGAACUCUAGAUUGGAGUAUUAAGAAUAAUAAAUUAUUUUAUAUAAAUCUUUAGAAUAAAAUUAUAAAGAAAUAUAAAAUCAAUUAACAACAUUUAAAAAAGCUCAAGAAUCAAAUAAAUAAAUCGAUUCUAUAUUUGAAAAAGAAGUUAUUAAAAUAAAUGCGUAACUUAAUUAAAAAAUUACUUAAUUAUUAGAAAAUGAAAAGAAAUUAUCAAAAUAAAAACUUGAUUAUGAAAUUCAAAUAUCUGAAUAAAAAAAUGAAAUAAAUAUAUUAAGAUAGAAGUCAUAUGAAUUAAGUGAGAAAUAAAAAUACUUUUCUAAUUUAAAUAAUGAUUUCUUAAGUUAAAAAUAAUAAAAUAUGGAAUUAAAAUAAGAAAUAAUUAAAAAUGUUAAAGAUUAUGAAGCUAAAUUAAACAAAUUUGAUUAACACAUAACUGAUCAAAACAAAAAAAUAGAUGAUUAAUCUAAAUAAAUUUGGGAUUAAAAGUAAUAAUAUAAUGAACUUGAGAAAUAAAAUAAAUCUUUAUCUUAUUAAUUAAAAAAACUUCAAGAAAAUAGUUCAUCAUCAAAAUAACCUUUAAUCAAUAUAAAACCUAUGAGUAAUAAUAAUGAAAAUGAGGAGACUUCAAAACAAUUACAAAUAGCUUAAGAAAUUAAUUAAUAGAAAUAAGUAGAGAUUGAUAAAUUAUAACAUGCUCUAAAGAAAGCUUAAUAAUAAGUAUAAGAUUAAUAGAAUGAAUAAGUAUAAACAAAAUAGGCUUUAAAUUAAGCAAAAUAAGAAUUAUCUAAAUUUAAAGAAUAGAAUUUAUAGAAUUAAAAUUAGAAGACGAAAUAAUAGACUGAGACAAAAUAAUUACAAUAAUAAAUAGAGACAGAAAAAGCUAAGGUAUAAAUAUAUUUAGAUUGUAGAUUGGAACAUUAUAAAGUUAAUUAAAAGCUAAAAACAUUUAAUUAUAAGAAGCUUAGGUAAGAGAAGAUAGUGCUUAAAAUAAAAUAUUAAAAUUGGAGUAGAUAAUAAAAUAAACAAAGAAUUUAAUAGAAAAUUAAGAGGAAUAGAUAAAUUUAUUGAAUAAUUAAGUAAAAGUUUGAAUAUAUUUUUAGAUAAAAGAUUUAUAGGAUGCAAAAUAGAAAUAAUAAAAUGAUAUAAAGGAAGAUAAAGAAAAAAUGAACUAAUUGAAAUUAUUAAUAAGUGGAAUGAAAGAAUAAAGAGUUGCAUAUAUACCAAUGCAUGGUGAUCCAAUAGAUCAUGCACUCUCUGAAUAUAUUAACUCUGUUGAUGAUCCUAAAAAAUUAAUUGAAUUAUUUUUUAGGGAAAAAGAAGGGUAAUAUUUGAUUGGUUCAAAAAGUGUUCAUUUAAAAAGUAAAUAAUAUAUUUAAAGUUUUAGCUGAAUAAGGAAAGGUUUUUGUAAAGAUUGGUGGAGGAUUUAUUGGAAUUGAAGAAUUUUUGGAUUUAUAUUUAAAGGAAAAAACUGAGAAAAUAGAAAAGAAAUAAAGUCAAUUAACACCAAGAAAUAAGAAUUCAAAUAAGAGUCAAAGAUCAUAGACAUCUACUCAUUAGUUUACUUCCUGAUAUAU
Messenger RNA from Paramecium sonneborni, 2445 nucleotides. Lineage: Eukaryota; Ciliophora; Oligohymenophorea; Peniculida; Parameciidae. The record is from the annotation of a GenBank genome assembly.